AUGAGUACACUCCGGCUUCCUGUCCCCGGACACAAUGAAUUAACAGGCGCCUGUAUCAAGAAGGGUACGAAAAAUGGCGCUCGUAUCAAGAAGGGUACGAAAAAUGGCGCCCGUAUCAAGAAGGGUACGAAAAAUGGCGCCCGUAUCAAGAAGGGUACGAAAAAUGGCGCCCGUAUCAAAAAGGGUACGAAAAAUGGCGCCCGUAUCAAGAAGGGUACGAAAAAUGGCGCCCGUAUCAAGAAGGGUACGAAAAAUGGCGCCCGUAUCAAGAAGGGUACGAAAAAUGGCGCCCGUAUCAAGAAGGGUACGAAAAAUGGCGCCCGUAUCAAAAAGGGUACGAAAAAUGGCGCCCGUAUCAAGAAGGGUACGAAAAAUGGCGCCCGUAUCAAGAAGGGUACGAAAAAUGGCGCCCGUAUCAAGAAGGGUACGAAAAAUGGCGCCCGUAUCAAGAAGGGUACGAAAAAUGGCGCCCGUAUCAAGAAGGGUACGAAAAAUGGCGCCCGUAUCAAGAAGGGUACGAAAAAUGUUGAUGGCGCCAAGAACGCAAGAGAAAUACUGAAAGCGUGGAGAACAAGACAGACAAACAGACCGACUAUGGACACCUUCCACCCCGAGACCUGGAAGAAUGCUAUAUACCUUAUACUGCACAAAAACAUCUAA
This is a messenger RNA of Procambarus clarkii (red swamp crayfish), 660 nucleotides long. The record is from RefSeq and is a predicted model, not a curated record. Lineage: Eukaryota; Metazoa; Arthropoda; Malacostraca; Decapoda; Cambaridae.